AUGAAGCAGCAGGAUGAUUCGGUGAAGGACUCAGUGAUAACUGAUACCACUAUCCUCAGUUCUGAUAGCGAUACUCGCAUUAACGAAUAUGAUGCCUCGGAUAACAGUGAUUCGAUCAACUUCUCGCUAAAGAAGUCCGAAACUUCUUCGGGUAAGGAGCUGUUAUACAUUUUGAAAAACACCGGUCCCGUCCUAAUUACAUUUCUCUUUCAGUAUUUGAUACAGAUAAUGAUUCCUAUAUAUUUUGAGGGAAAACUAGGCACAAUUUCUCUUUCAGCAUGUUCCCUUGCAAUCACAUCGUUUUAUUUGUCGGGACCGGCAUUUUUUAAUGGCUUUGCAACAUCUUUGGACACACUUUGCUCGGCGGCAUUUGGUGCCGGAAAUUACACCAAAGUCGGCCUUUACUAUCAAAGAUGCAGUCUUAUUCUAUUGUUUGCGAGCGUUCCAAUGAUGACAUUUUGGUACUUUCCAAGGCCAAUACUAAGAAUGAUGACUGACGAUGUGCAGUUAAUCGACCUUUGUGAGAAGUACCUUAGUUAUAUGCCGCUUGCAGCUCCAGCUAUUGCGAUAUUUGAAUGUUCAAAGCGUUUCUUGCAAUCACAGAACAAGUUUUCAGCUCCAACCAGAAUCAACAUAGUUGCACUUCCUCUCUCUUUGGUUCUUAACGCGCUUCUAUUUCCCAAGUUGCGGUUUCAGGGUCCACCAAUCGUUUUUGUAAUCACAUACUGGUUCAUGUGCAUUUCACUUAUUCUGUACAUAUUCUUUGUGGAUGGCUACCAAUGCUGGAACUCCAAUAUUUCUGUGAAGAAUCUCUUCUCAAACUGGGCCAUCUUCUACAAAUUGGGCGUGCCGGGAGUUCUCAUGGUGCUUUCAGAAGCAUUUGCUUUCCAGGUCAUUACCAUAAUGUCUACUCGUUUUGGUACAGAGGCCCUUGCCGCACAGUCAGUCGUUAGUACACUUGCUUCUUUUGCAUUUCAAUUCCCAUUUGCCGUUGGAAUAUGUUGUACUACAAGAAUUGCCAACAUAAUUGGUUCGCAAUCUUCCGAUUAUAAGGUUGCCAUGCAUAUCAUAAUUCGUGUUGCUGGACUUCUCAGCGUUGUCAAUUUUUGCUGGAUGUAUCUAUUUAGAUACCAGUUGGCUUCACUUUUCACACAGGAUCCUGCAUUGAUAAAUGAAAUAUGCCAUUUGCUCUUGAUCGUUGGAUUUAACCAGUUUCUCGAUUGCUUCAACGUUAUCUGUGCCGCAGUGCUGAGAGGACAGGGACGGCAGAAACUUGGAUCUCUUUUGAGUCUUUUCAGUUAUUACAUCAUAGGAGCUCCAUUGGAGAUUCUUUUAGGCUUUCAUUUCAAGAUGAAAGUUUUCGGAUUGUGGCUUGGCUUGGCAUUAGCUGUCUCAUUUCUCACCAUUAGCGAGGUUACAGUUGUUCUAAAUUCGGACUGGCUUUCAAUUAUCCGUAGAUGUUCAAAAUUGACAUAA
Messenger RNA from Brettanomyces bruxellensis, 1476 nucleotides. RefSeq lists its product as uncharacterized. NCBI's taxonomy places the organism in Eukaryota, Fungi, Ascomycota, Pichiomycetes, Pichiales, Pichiaceae. Gene Ontology annotation, biological process: xenobiotic detoxification by transmembrane export across the plasma membrane. The coding region runs from base 1 to 1476 and encodes 491 amino acids. The transcript has a single exon. Gene Ontology annotation, cellular component: membrane. Gene Ontology annotation, molecular function: xenobiotic transmembrane transporter activity; antiporter activity. The record is from RefSeq and is a predicted model, not a curated record.